Messenger RNA from Fusarium coffeatum, 1389 nucleotides. RefSeq lists its product as uncharacterized. Gene Ontology annotation, molecular function: DNA binding. Bases 1 to 1389 code for a protein of 462 amino acids. NCBI's taxonomy places the organism in Eukaryota, Fungi, Ascomycota, Sordariomycetes, Hypocreales, Nectriaceae. The record is from RefSeq and is a predicted model, not a curated record. Gene Ontology annotation, biological process: DNA transposition; DNA integration. The transcript has a single exon.
AUGGCUCAAUCCAUUGCUUCCCCCUCCUCCACUACCCUUUCCCCCAAGGACCCAUUGUUCUUCACGAAGGCAAUCGAUCAAAAAGGAUUUAGAAUAAACAACAAUAGCUCUAUUAAUGAACAACAGGCUUGGGCCAUGAAUUAUAAUCGCCGGCUCGCUUCUCGACAGCUCAAAUUGAGUCAGCGGCAUCAAGUCACUGCCAUUCAGGGCAUGAUUACUGAAUAUCAUGCUCAGCCUGUUGGAACCGAGGACCCUCAGCUCCUUCGCAACAUUGUCCAGGCCAAGCAGCUUCUUUCUGCUAUUUCGAUCCCUACUGGUGCCCAGGCUCUAGGGGCAGAGUUCCUCCAUGCCCAAGGAUGGUCAAAAGAAGCUGUUGCAAAGCAAGUGCAGUACCAGCUGCCUGAUCAAGCUGCCAUCGAACCUGCCACCCACUUGCGCACCAGAGCUCGCGCCAGAACUCGUGCCAGAGCUCGCUCAUCUACUCUCGCCCUUUCUUUCCGACCCAAAACACCAACUCUAACGUUGGAUCAAACACGAGCAUUGCUUCAAUUCGUCCAAUCAUCCCCCAGCACCCGUCGCAUGCCCAUCUCUCAGAUUCCUGCAGCCCUUGGGCUCGAUUGCUCUGAGCGUACCAUCACAGUUGCUCUGGAGAAAGCCGGCUACAAUUCUCAACUCGCCAUCAGUCGCCCUGAAAUUGACGAAAAGUCUCGUCAGCUUCGCCUAAACUUUGCACUCAAACACGUCAACUGGACUGUCGAAGAAUGGGCCAGCGUCCUCUUCUACGAUGAGAUGCGAGUACAUCUCACCGAACAGCCUCAAGAAGUCUUGGUCACUCGCAAGCUAGACGAGAUAGCCCACCCUGACUGUGUCAACAUCGAGCCCGUUUCUCCUGCUGAUUGCAAGAACACUAACGUUUACUUUGCUCACCUGUCAGGUCUUACUGGCGUUGGGCCGCUCCUUUCUUAUACUCGUCACAGUGAUGGCCCUCUUGGCCCUGAAAGCUGGUAUCGCACCAUCUUCCCCGGCUUCGCCAACUGGUACAAGAGUCAUCCCCUAGGCUCGCGGUUUGCAUUGUCGCCUGACUUGCCUGCCCACAGCCGUCUCACCAUUAAAGGUGCCAUUCAAGCUAGCCACAAGUUCAUUGUUUGCCUACCUUCGGCCUCUCCGGAUUUGAACCCUUUGACCGAGAUUUUCGGCACUAUCAAGGUCAACCUCAAAGCUGACAAGGCCAACUCGCUCUUCGGUGAUGUCGCUGAUUACAGGAUUGACGAUGUGGUGCGCGAUACGUGGGAGGGUAUUUCCAAGGAGCAUGUCAGCAAGCUCAUCGCGAGCAUGCCCAAGCGAUGCCAGGCAGUUAUUGACGCUGAUGGAUGGUACACACAUUUCUAA